Messenger RNA from Pararge aegeria (speckled wood butterfly), 1572 nucleotides. RefSeq names its product 26S proteasome non-ATPase regulatory subunit 6 (gene Rpn7). The transcript has 6 exons. The record is from RefSeq and is a predicted model, not a curated record. Gene Ontology annotation, cellular component: proteasome regulatory particle. Gene Ontology annotation, biological process: proteasome-mediated ubiquitin-dependent protein catabolic process. The coding region runs from base 119 to 1267 and encodes 382 amino acids. Lineage: Eukaryota; Metazoa; Arthropoda; Insecta; Lepidoptera; Nymphalidae.
UCUGUCAUCUGUGAUGAAAAUUGUCAUGUCAUGAAAUCUGAAUUCAUAUUGUAUUUUCAAAAAUAACCAAGUUUAGAUUGUUGUUUAAAUUCGUUUUUCGAACCAUUUUACUUUGAAAAUGGAGCUUUCAGCGGAAGGUAAAACACCUGAGUAUAUGGCUCUAGCGGGAAUAAAGUUCAAGUUGUCACUUCCGCAGUUAAAAGACAAUCCGCAACUCAAAGAACAGUUACUCCAAGGAAUUAAAGCUGGUAGUAUGGCUCCAUACUACAAAGAAGUUUGUACCGAUCUUGGUUGGAAUUUUGACCAGAAACUUUAUGAUAAAAUGGCAACAGAAAACCAAGAUCGACUUUCCAAGUUCCAAGAGGAUGACUCUGAAACACCUGUCUGGCAGGAUCGGCUGGACUACUUGUGCUCUAUUGGUGAUAAAGAGGCUGCUACAGCUCUGGCUACAACCAAGUAUGAAGAUUCAACUUUAACUACUAAUAGAAGGUUGGAUGCAGUGUUUGCCUUGUUUAGGAUUGCAUAUUUCCAUGGUUGCAAUGUAAAAGAUAUGGGGAAAACAAUUAGUAAGGCCCAUGAAUUAGUUGACAAAGGUGGAGAUUGGAGAUCCAGGAAUAAACUUAAGGCAUAUGAAGCAAUAUAUUGCUUAGCAGUGAGAGAUUACAACCAUGCUGCAGAACUUUUUAUUGAUUGUGUUUCAACUUUUGAAUCCUAUGAACUUGUGGAUUUUGGUACAAUAAUCCAGUAUUGUGUAUUAGCGUGUGCACUAGCCUUGGAGCGUCAUGCAUUACAAGCAGCGCUUCGGAGACAGGGGGCGGCGGUGCAGGCCUUGCGCUCUCGCUUCCCAGAACUACGUGAGCUGGUCGAGUCACUCCACGAGUGUAGAUAUGCUGACUUUAUGAAGAGUCUUGCUUGGGUGGAAACUCAGAUAUGUGUAGAUCCAGUAUUCCGACCUCACUACCAACAUUAUGUUCGUGAGGCACGUAUCAAAGCAUAUGUGCAAUUGCUCCGUGCAUAUCGGUCGCUCAGUCUUGACAACAUUGCAGACACAUUCGGAGUAACGCGUGAAUUCAUUGAAGACGAAAUUUCGACAUUUACGGCAGCUGGAAGACUUCAGUGCCGGAUCGACGCAGUGGCGGGCUGUGUGGUGACCGGUUCAGGACGCGGCGCCGACGCCGACCGUACGCAGUUAUACCAGGCAACCAUUCGUGAGGGGGACUUGCUCCUCAACCGUGUUAAAAAGCUCGCCAGCGUUAUUAAUUUCUGAGCUUUCAUGAAAUCCUGGUAUUUAAUAUAAGUUUUAUUGCUAAUUUUAACUUUGAUUACACUUGAAUGACCUGUUUCUUUAGAUGUUGUAACUCUGGCUAAGCGUCAAUCAAGCAUAAUUUGUUUUCUCUAAUAAAUUUUACUCCAAAUUAAGUCUGUUUAUGAUUGAGAACUGCGGGCACUCAGCCUUGAGAGAAUAUUUUUUUUAAUACAGGUCUGUCUGGGUGUAUUUAAGAAAAUUACACUUGUCUUAAACUAUUAAGUUAAUCAUUGUAUCGAAAAUAAAGUUGAGUUCGCGCCAUAAAA